CACAGUCACACACAAAGUUGUGGGGAGUCACUUCAUAACCACACCACUAGACCAGAGACAUUCAAACAUGAACUUCAAAGGUGUGUAAAGGGUGUGAGAGUUGUACGUUUGUCAGUAAAUACGCCUCAUGUUGACCUCAACACCAGUCCUAUUCCAGAGAAAGUCUAUUCUAUGAUUUUUUGACUCAACCACAGAAUUCUCUGAAAGUUCUGUGUGGUUAUCGCCUAAUGACGGAAACUCAACCAUAACCACACCCCUCACACACGCACACAUUGAAAAGAGCUUGAACUUGAUUAAACCGCCUCUGUGAAGGAAAGGUCAUGGGACGUACGAAACGGUCCCAGGUGGUCAGGGAGAAAGCAUUGGAAAUCCCCUAUAGUGCGAAAGCCAGAGUUUGCAGUAAGAAGAUGUGCAUUUACCUAAACAAAAUAAGUGUUGACCUUUUGGGGCUAGUCAGUGGUUCCAUUGAGAUUACAGGGGGUCGCGGAAAGGCUAAUACGGGCACAGCUUGUCAGGGAGAAAACUUUGGAAAUCACCUAUAGUGGGAGAUAAAGUUGGCGGAAGAUGGGACCUUUUUACAUGUACGUCAACAAUGAACCUAAUGACGUUGAAUUCCAAUGGGGGAAGCUGAUGUAAGGACGUAAACCGCGGCUCUUUAGGUCAUGUUGGGGACGUUGCAUAAACGAUUCAAACAGAGGGGUCCCUUUUUCACGCCAAGGACCUGACUGAUCUGCACACUCUGUCAUGGGCACAGGGUAAUCUAGGUUGACCUAGAACUAAAAUAUUGAGUCAUUUGACCACGUCCUCAAUAAUGUUAAGUAGUCUGUCCACGAGAGGUUAGGGACAGGGUAGCCAGCCUACAGACUUCUUACCAUCAACAAAUCCUUUGUUUUGUUUGCCAUCCCUGAGAGAUUUCCCUAUACAUUUCUGUUGAUUUUUGACAUGGCCAUAUUUCAUUCAUGUACCCAUAUAGUAAAUAGUACAAUAAUACAAGAAUCAUUACCUGUUACUGGAUUGUAUAUUUUACCCAGCAUUGCUUUCUGGUAAGUACGUCUUGGACAAGUGAGGCUUGUUCCCAUGUCAGAACAGCCCAUACAGCAGGAGCCUACCGCCUGUUUCUGUAGCAUGAGACAGCCGGAUGUACAAGUACACCAUCUAAACAGGAUGCUUGCUUUCUGGUGCUUAUCUACAAAUCCCCCCUGUGACCGUCUGAAUGUGGACGUUUAAUAUUGAAUGUGUCCUGAUCAGCAGUAAAGCAUCUGUGGCCACAGGAAAGAGCCAGACUACCAAAGCCUACCUCUCCAUUGUCUCCCACUCUGAACAAAACCAGCCAGGGCCUCUCCCCGCCAUGUGGAUGAGACCGGGCUGAAGAGAAAGCAGAGAGGGGCAGCGCCUGGCUGGAUGUAAGGUUGGUGUGUUUAUUAGUGUUUGGCGUUGUGGUUAUAUUUUGGCUAGAAAGUAGUUUGGUUGAAGGGAGAGGCUGGGCAGUGACUUGCAAGCGGUUAGGUCGGUGUGUUGAUCAGUGUUUAGAUCAGGGUUGCUGAUUGUUGGAGCCUAGGAACACAGGCAUUUUGCUACACCUACAAUAACAUUUUUAUUUGUAUUUUUAUUGAACCAGGUAGGCUAGUUGAGAACAAGUUCUCAUUUACAACUGCGACCUGGCCAAGAUGAAGCAAAGCAGUGCGACACAAACAACAACACACAUGGAAUAAACAAGUGUACAGUCAAUAACACAAUAGAAAAAAACGAAAGUCUAUAUACAGUGUGUUCAAACGUUGUGAGGAGGUAAGGCAAUAAAUAGGCCAUAGUAGCGAAGUAAUUACAGUUCAGCACAUUAACACUGGAGUAAUAGAUGACCAGAUGAUGUGCAAGUAGUGAUACUGGUGUGCAAAAGAGCAGAAAAGUAAAUAAAAACACUAUGGGGAUGAGGUAGGUAGAUUGGAUGGGCUAUUUACUGAUGGGCUGUGUACAGCUGCAGCAAUCGGUUAGCUGGUCAGAUAGCUGAUGUUUAAAGUUAGUGAGGGAAAUAUAAGUCUCCAGCUUCAGCGAUUUAUGCAAUUAGCUGGCAGCAGAGAACUGGAAGGAAAGUCGGCCAAAGGAGGUGUUGGCUUUGGGGAUGACCAGUGAGAUAUACCUGCUGGAGAGCGUGCUACGGGUGGUGUUGUUAUCGUGACCAGUGAGCUGAGAUUAAGCGGAGCUUUACCUAGCUGGCCCUCGCUACGAAUAUGUCACGAGGGCCAGCCGACUAGAGCAUACAGUGGUGGGUGGUAUAAGGGGCUUUGGUGACAAAACGGAUGGCACUGUGAUAGACUGCAUCCAGUUUACUGAGUAGAGUAUUGGAAGCUAUUUUGUAAAUGACAUCGCCGAAGUCGAGGAUCGGUCAGAUAGUCAGUUUUACGAGGGUAUGUGACAAAUACAAUUUGAUUUGACCAUUAAUGUGAUCCAAUUUCUCAGGCUAGAUGUUGCUGUUUGGCUAGUGGUCAGUCAGUGGCUCUGUUUUGGUGGUUUGGUUGGAGUGCUGAUGUUUUAUGGGCAUCGUUGUGAUACAGUUAGAAGAUGAUGACUGAAGAGGAGACUAUUUCCUGUGAUGUCAUCAUGACAGCUGUCAAAGAAGACUCACAUGAGAGGAUCAUGUCCAGACAAGACCAAGAGGAAAAGCUCACUAUUACAGACUGGCACAGUAUGUGUGUGACUCUCCAGCAGCAGGAGCUGAGGCUGUCUGAGGGCUCUUACAGGCCUCCAGGCCAAGCCCAGUCCAUCCUGGCCCAGCAGAGGCAGUCCACCCAGGCCAGGAGCAGGAGAGGCAUGGGGCUCUCUCCCAAGCUUCAGCCCAGAUAGGAGGGAGAGAUGGAGGGAGAGGUCCCUCUGUUGGGGAUGGUGGGAUUGACACUGGCUGUUUAAAAAAAUCUUGGAUGUUAAAAAUAUAUAUUUUAUGUAACAUUGGCGCCACCUGCUGGUCAAAUGGUAUUGGUGUUCGUUUUUUGUCCAUCUCAGUUUGAAUCUAAAAGUUAAAAAUAUAUAUUUUAUGUAACAUUGGCGCCACCUGCUGGU
Molecule: messenger RNA, 3051 nt
Organism: Oncorhynchus keta (chum salmon)
Lineage: Eukaryota; Metazoa; Chordata; Actinopteri; Salmoniformes; Salmonidae
Product: protein Hook homolog 2-like
Exons: 3
Coding region: 2557-2838 (93 amino acids)
Biological process (GO): cytoplasmic microtubule organization
Molecular function (GO): microtubule binding
Source: RefSeq, a predicted model, not a curated record